ACUUGUUCGCUAAGUAUCCCCCAGACUGUGCGGCGUUGCCACUCAUCUUUCACGGUGUGUCUGCACUCUGCGGUGCGCUGUGCGAAAAAGUUGGAAAGAGAGUCGCAUUCGGACUUUGGUCUCGUCCGAUGGUGCAUCGGGUUUCGCGAGUGUCCUAGAUCGUCGUCAGCCUCAUCACCGAGAGACGAUGCCGCCGCCGCCGCCGCAGUGGACGAGACCACUGCUCGCUGGUUCCGGUAACCAGGUGCAGAUGCAGCAGCAGCAGCAGCAGCAGCACCACCAGCAUUCGUCCACCUCCGCGAGCAACAACAACAAGCACAGUCCCAGCGAGGAAACCGCGAGGAUCAAGGUCGUGCUCGUGGGCGACGGUGCCGUCGGCAAGACCAGCCUCAUCGUCAGCUACUCCACCAAUGGCUUUCCACCCGAGUACGAGCCCACGGCUUUCGACAACUACAACGUGGUGGUCAACGUCGAUGGACAGCCCAUUAAUAUUCAGCUAUGUGACACCGCUGGCCAGGAUGACUUUGAUCCGCUGCGCUCGCUGUGCUACCCGGAGACUGACGUGUUUUUGAUAUGCUACAGCAUAGUGAGCCCUGCGUCCUAUCACAGCGUGGCCACCAAGUGGAUCAACGAGGUGCAGAGACACUGCCCCAAUACUCCGGUGAUUUUGGUUGGGACGAAAAGUGAUCUACGCUCUGAUGUUAGACUGGCACUGCAAUUAGCAAGGUAUGGACAGGCACCUAUCACUACUACUCAAGGUCAUCAAUUAGCUCACAGAAUAGGGGCAUCUAGCUAUGUUGAGACAUCAGCUCUGACGCAGCAAGACCUGAAAGAGGCUUUCGAUCAGGCAAUAGUCAGCGCUCUCAGCAUGAGACGAGGUGGGGCUAGGUUUUUGGCAAAUCGCAGGAAGCCACCCUCUCUGUGGCGCAGGUGGCUCUGCUGCUGGGAGAGAUCGUCGUCAGCUUCCUCAAGUAGGGCCUAAACUGAAUUUGUUGAAAGUGCUAGGUAUAAAUAUCUCGGACUCGUUAUAACUAUGUUUUUUCAUAUUUAUAUAUUGUCCUUGAUUGUGCACUUGCUGCUCAUGCGGCACCUGCCGCAAUCUACUUAAUGCAAUAGGUAGGUGAAUUACACGUGGUCAAAUUUAAUACGUUUUUAAAGAGUUGCUACAACGGUGAUAUUAUUAAUUAUAUAUACUGAUAUUUUUAAAUAGUAUUUAGAUUUGACUAUAUUAACGACUCAAAGUCCAAGAUCUAGAUUUUGAGAUGAAGUUGGAAAACUUUCAAGAAAAACUGUGAUCAAAAGUGGCUGCCUCUCUGUUAGACUUUUUUUCCAUAUUCCAUGAAAUAUUUUAAAUUUUAAACGGUCCUCUUGACCCUUCUGCAAUUUAUACCUUGCGUCUAAUUAAUUUGUGGUAUAAAUUCGUUUGAUUGGAAACUUUAAUACUAAUUAAGUACUGUUGAUCAGAGAUAUGUAUAAGAUUGUUGUCUGACAGUUGCUUUUAACAGAUAAAGCAUUUAUGCAAUGUAGCUUUACAUACUUUCCUUUUAUUCAAAAGCGUUAGAAGGGAUUUAUUCUUGAAUUGCUUUCAUUUUUAAUGAUGAGCUUAUUACUUUGUCAGUAUCUGCGAGAACGUCGAACGAUGUUGACAAGCUUGUUAGUGUAAAUUCAUACAUUUCAUCUUACAUUCCAAUGGACAGCUCUACUUUUAUUUGAUAAGCCAGCAUAAAAUGACGAAACAUAGAUUUACGUCUAUGAAAUAGAUGUAUCUCACGAUUGUAAGUUUUUAAUAAGAUUUUUCUCUAUGUCUACUGCCAGAUCUCACAAAUCAAUGUUAAUAAUCCAUUCAAAAAACACACCCUUCAGCUCAACUGAAAUAAUACUAAUCUAUCAACGAUUAAAGACAAUUAAUUAGCAUUAAUUAUUACCUUCCAUAGCUAGAAUUAGCACAUUAUUUAAUAUACAUAGAAAUAUUGACUGGUACUUAAUUUAUUGUCAAUUAAGAACAACAUUCCAAUAUAUACAAGCACUUCUCUUAGAUAGUUAGUCUUCAGAAGAUAAUCGAUUAUAAUCAUCGUUAUCUUAUUUAUUUUAACGCGUAACGGUAAAGUGACGUAAAUUAUUUAUUGUUAGGAAUUAUCCACGUAUACUCAAGUUUUGUGUGCAGGCACGCUUAAGUACGUUCUGAGCCUUGCCGUUCUCUGGUUGUGAAUUGUUUUGACGAGAUGAAAAAAAAGAUUAUACUUGAAUUUUCGAUUUUAGAUGAUUGACUCAAAAUUCGAUAUUUUAUUUUUGUGAAAUCAAAACCUAUAGAAAAACUCGGAUGCCAUAUCGACAUCGCAUCUUAUAUUUUAAAUUAUAUUUUGCACUUAACUGGUGAAUAUGCAUAUAAUCACGUACGUCAGUUUACGAAUUAUAGCAACGAUGUGAUAAAACGUCAUGUGUAUCCAAGAAGAAAGUCGUUAUUAUUGAAUAUUAUGUAAGAAAUUUCAUUGCAUGAGGCAAUAGUUAAUUCGUUAUACAUUUCGAUCGCGUUAAAGCGGAGCAUGAUUGAAAUUUAAAACGAGUUAAGAAAGUCUUUCUUAAUAUAUGCUCUUAUAAUUCACAAGAAGCUUACCCGGUUGAUUAUGAUUAUAAGCAUCAAUGUUCCUCUGAAUCAUGAUUUUAAUGUAUACAAUAUGUAUAAACAUGACGUCGACUCUGCUUUAAUGUUAUAGGUUUAACUCAGAAGUUUAAUAUUUUUCGUAAAGCUUCAGUGUCUUCGUUUCAUUCCUAAUAUGCCUACAGCAAUCGAUUCCCUUUUUUAUGAACAAUUAAUGAAUGAAAUGACAAACUAUAAUCAGGUAGUUGGCACUGAACCUGUUGUAGAAUAAUAAUAAGCAAUUAUAAUGAAUGAAUUAUAAUUGUCCUUAUCAACCGAAGGAUAUUGGCUAGAUCAUGUGUAAUUUGUCAUCUUGGCCUAUCUGAUGAAAAUAUAACUAAUUGAAAAAGAAUAUAAAAAUAGUUGCAAAGUAACAUUAUUACAUGUGUAAUAGUAUAGGAACAGAUAUGACACAAAAGUUUUUGCUCUUUUAUCCAUACAUAUCAUUAGUAUUAUUAUUAUUUCAACUAUCACGCAAUUAAAUCAUACGUAAAAAAUAGGUUGCAAUAUCUAACUAAAGUGUAUGUACAUAGAUAAGUAAGUAAUUUAUCGUUUACAGCAUUUGUCCAUUAUAAUUUUAGGAGUGGAUUCACCUCGUUAACUAAUGUAAUGAGUAGUUUUUAAGUUGAAAGAAAGUAAAAACAUUUGACUGAAAUAUCGCAAUGUUAGAUUUACAUGUAUUUGCGUUUACUCUAUAUAAUAAAAUUUACAAUAUUUUUA
Messenger RNA from Nasonia vitripennis (jewel wasp), 3358 nucleotides. Its product is annotated as ras-related C3 botulinum toxin substrate 1. NCBI's taxonomy places the organism in Eukaryota, Metazoa, Arthropoda, Insecta, Hymenoptera, Pteromalidae. Gene Ontology annotation, molecular function: GTP binding; GTPase activity. The transcript is spliced from 3 exons. The coding region runs from base 188 to 982 and encodes 264 amino acids. The record is from RefSeq and is a predicted model, not a curated record. Gene Ontology annotation, biological process: small GTPase-mediated signal transduction.